CUUAGUUUUGCAGCUUUGCGCCUUUGCGCCGACCGGUUGCUCCGACGUUAUGAACAAACACAUCUCCAUUUAAUUUCGCAGCCGUGAAUUGCAAGAACGAGGCAAAUUGUGCGUUGUCUCCGGUCUGCGGCACUUGAGCGACGUUUCGGCCGUCGAUUAGCGAGUGCGGGCGUCGAAUCGGAGGUGCCGUCGUGCGCUGAACAGGCGAAAAGUGCCGUCUGAAGAGCUCCAAGGCCACGUGGUGAUGCACGUCAAUUCUCGUCAAUAAUUGCAGACUUUUAUCUCACGUUCGUGUCGCCGAUUGAUCUCGCCGAGGUGCCAAUCGAACUCUCGAUGUGAUUGCCCGAAUUCUGAUUUGCCGCAUUGUAGAGAAACCAAAGCAAGUCAACAUGGACAGCAAAAGAAUCAUCGAGAUCCUCAAGGGAACCAUAGACAGCAAUUACAGACAAGAAGCUGAAGAACAGCUUAACCAGAUACACAAAAUAAUUGGGUUUGCACCUGCCCUUCUGCAAGCCAUCAUGAUAAACGAUGUCGACCUUCCUGUGCGUCAGGCAGGUGCUAUAUACUUCAAGAAUUUGAUUUCCCAGUUUUGGGCAGACAAAGAAACAGACCCAGGAGAGCCCUUGGCCUUCAACAUUCACGAACAAGACCGGGCCAUGAUAAGGGACCUGAUCGUCGACGCUGUUGUGGUCGCUCCAGAGAAAUUGAGGGUCCAGCUGGCAGUGUGCGUCAACAACAUUAUAAGGCACGACUUCCCAGACAGGUGGGCACAAGUUGUGGACAAAAUCAGCAUUUGUCUGCAGAACCCAGACCGCAGCGGGUGGCUGGGUGCCCUCAUCUGCAUGUACCAGCUGGUGAAGAAUUACGAGUACAGCAACAAGGAGAAGCGGACGCCACUUUACGAAGCAAUGAAUUUGCUUUUCCCUCAACUGUACCAGCUGGCUUGUGGAAUUUGGAACGAAGAUACCGAAGAGUCGACCGUCCUGCAGAAGCAGAUUCUCAAGAUUUUCUUCUCCUUCACUCAAUAUACACUGCCCUUGGAGUUGAUCACUAAGCAGUUUUUCCAACAAUGGAUGGACCUGGUGCGAAUCAUGGUCAACAAGGAAGUUCCUGCAGUCGUUGACAGUUUGAGUGACGAGGAUAAGGCAGAUACGGCAUGCUGGAAAGCCAAGAAGUGGGCCCUUUACAUUUUGCAGCGUAUGUUUGAAAGGUAUGGCAGCCCUGGCUUUGUGAGCAAAGAGUACAAGGAAUUUGCCGAAUGGUAUUUGAAGACCUUCUCAGCAGCUAUUUUAGAAACUCUUUUGAAAGUUCUCGACAAACGGAGACGGAAGAUGUUUGUGUCGCCUAAAGUGUUGUGCCAGUCCUUCAAAUACGUUGAACAAGCUAUUAAACAUGCUUACACGUGGAAGUUCUUGAAGCCUCACAUGUUGAUAGUGGUGCAAGAAAUUAUUUUCCCGGUCAUGUGCCACAGUCCGGAAGAUGAAGAGCUUUGGCAGACUGACCCAAUCGAGUAUGUCCACACUAAAUUUGAGUUGAUUGACGACUUUAUGGAUCCGGUGACCGCAGCUCAGGCUCUGCUGCUUGUUGUUUGCAAAAAAAGAAAAGCCAUUCUUCCAAAAUGCAUGGCCUUCGUGGUGCAAAUUUUGAAUGCCCAGCAAAACGCUGAUCCUUCGCUGAGAGAUGGAGCUUUAAAUAUGGUUGGAACCUUGGCUGAAUUGUUGAUAAAAAAGAAAGAAUACUGCGACCAAGUUUGCGGCAUGCUUCAGCAGUACGUUUUCCCGGAAUUAAAGGCACCACAGGGCCAUCUCAGAGCAAGGGCUUGCAGUGUUAUUAAAUCGUUUUCGGACGUUGAUUUUACCCAAGGCGGCAUUUUGAAAGAGACAAUUUACUAUUUGAUCGAAUGCCUUGUAAAUGAGAAAGAACUGCCAGUCAAAGUGCAAGCAGUGGUUGCUCUUGAGGCCAUAGCCAGUAGUCAGGAAGGAGUGACUCCUUUCAUCGAACCUCAGAUCAAGAAUGUGGUCCUGGAAAUGCUGAACUUGAUCCGGGAAACAGAGAGUGACGAAGUGGCCAGUUCGCUCCAAAAGCUCGUUUGCACUUUCACCGAACUGCUCGCUCCAAUUGCUGUUGACAUCACCAAGCACUUGGCGACAACUCUGAUCCAAGUGCUCGACACAGACGGCGGCUCAGACGAAAAGGCCAUGAUUGCUAUGGGUCUGCUACACACAGUUGAGAGUCUGUUGAACGCGAUGGAGGAGGUGCCAGGGCUGACCACCUUGUUGGAGCCAGUAGUCCUCCAAGUCAUAGGAUACAUUUUUGAAAAUUCAGUCAUGGAAUUUUAUGAAGAAACCCUACUCCUUGUGUAUGAACUGACCAAGAAGACAAUAUCCAAUGACAUGUGGCAAGUUCUCGGCCUCCUAUACACUCAGGUGUUUGGUCGUGACGGAUUCGACUACUUCACAGAAAUGAUGCCUGCCCUACACAACUACGUCACAGUGGACACUCCUGCUUUCCUGGCUUCUCAGGACCGAAUACUCGUCAUGUGCAACAUGGCCCGCGACGUACUCAACGGAGAUGCCGGAGAGGACCCCGAGUGCCAUGCGGCCAAGCUACUCGAGGUCAUCAUCCUCCAGUGCAAGGGCCACAUCGACCAAUUUAUUCCUCCCAUUGUGGAACUCGUCCUAAUGCGUCUGACCAAAGAGGUGAAGUCAUCGGAACUGAGGGCCAUGUGCCUCCAGGUGGUUAUUGCUGCUCUUUACUACAACCCAGAGCUGCUGUUCCGAAUCCUGAACGACGUGAAACUGCCGCAAGCUCCAAAUGACUCAGUCACUUCUCAUUUUAUCAACCAAUGGCUCCUAGACACCGACUGCUUCCUUGGAUUGCAUGACCGGAAACUUUCUGUUUUGGGACUGUGCAUGCUAAUGCAGAACCCAGUCAGGCCUAUUGCAGUCAACGAGUGUGCUCCUAAAAUCCUGCCAGCCCUUUUGGUGUUGUUUGAAGGCCUUAAAAGAGCAUACUCUGCAAAAGGUAAUGACAGUGAUUCAGACUCUGACUCGGAUGAUGACGAUGACAGCAUAAAUGAGGAUGAGUUAGAGAGUGACGAGGAUGAUAUUGACGAGGACGGUGCUGUUUAUUUAGAGAGCCUGGAAGACAAACUCAAGAAAAACGCUGACGGAUCGUUCAACAUACAAACAUCUAUCAUGACUGAAGGUGGCGACGAUGAUGAUGAAGAUGACGACGAAGAUUGGAUGAAUGAAGAUCCAACUGCACUGGAAGAUUAUUCCACGCCGCUAGAUGCUGAUGAUUGUAACAUUGAUGAGUACAUUAUCUUCAAGGAAGUUCUUGCUGGUCUUCAAGAACGGGAUCCUGCUUGGUAUCAACACUUGACGGGCCAACUCACUAUGGAACAGCAGAAGAAGAUUCAAGACGUUUUUACUCUUGCCGACCAGCGCAGAGCCGCUGCCGAGAGCAAGCGCAUUGAGGAGAGUGGAGGUUACAUCUUCAGUCAGCAAACCGUACCAACCAAAUUCAACUUCGGUGGAAACUCAUGAUAGGCAGAUUGAGACUCGACGCAUUUUAUUUUCCUUGGAAUGUAUUAGGCUAAUUAUCAUGCAUGCAACUUAUUGAAAUGAACAGGCGAUAGUUUUACUUGACUGCUUUUGCCUCUCCACGAUGCCAAAUAAAACUUUUCCCGCCCAUGUGUUGCAGCUGCACCGAUUUUUGCGAAAUUUGCAUUAAAUGAUAAAUAAAGAGAAGGCAAAAAUUUGAAAAUAACAUGUUGUUUUUCUU
This is a messenger RNA of Neocloeon triangulifer, 3786 nucleotides long. RefSeq names its product importin-7 (gene msk). The record is from RefSeq and is a predicted model, not a curated record. The transcript is spliced from 21 exons. The coding region runs from base 390 to 3548 and encodes 1052 amino acids. Gene Ontology annotation, molecular function: small GTPase binding. NCBI's taxonomy places the organism in Eukaryota, Metazoa, Arthropoda, Insecta, Ephemeroptera, Baetidae. Gene Ontology annotation, cellular component: cytosol; nuclear envelope. Gene Ontology annotation, biological process: protein import into nucleus.